GGACGGCUCUACGAGGGCUGGACUAGACCCUUUGGAGGGAUUUCAGAGGGGGUACCAGUCGCCCCAGAAGGCCCCAGGGCAGCUGGCAGAGCCGCUUAGGCCUGUCCGCACCUCCAGAGGCAGGUGGGGUGGGGGAGGGACCGGGUUGAAGUUCAGAGGCUGGCGAAGGAUGUGGCCCUGACCCUGGCCCCGGCGCCGCAGAGUGCCCCAUCCCCUGCCCUCUGGACCUGCCAGGUGUGCGCGGCCUGGGUGGCCGCCAGCCAGCCCUCCCCUGCCCUUGUGCACCUGCCCCUGACUGACAGGCACAGGUGGGAGCCGCGCCUCCCCAGGGGCUCGCAGGGUGCCAGGCCGGGAGCUGAUGCUGCACACGGCCCCCUGCGGCUGCGGCCAGCACCCCCACACACACCUCCGUGGCCGGGGUCUGCAGUCCCUGGUGGGUGGGACGCCCCCAGCCCUCCUGCCUCUCCCAGAAGCUGCCAGGAGCCCGGCUGCCUAAAGUGAAAGAGAAAGUUGCCCCCCUCCCCACAGCCCGCCCCACCCCGCCCCGCGGCCAAUCCCGCGGCCCGUCCCUCCCCCUCUGCUGCCGGCUUUAUCUGCGGGGAGGUGGCUCCGGGCGAGGGACCUGGGGGUGGUCACGAGCCGCGUGAGCUUGCCGAGCUGCCAGCUGCUGGUGAGUCUGUCACUGCUGACCUCGGGAGGGGGAGGCAGCGGCAGGAGCGGGUCCAGGGCUCCAGCAGCCCCCCACCCAUCACCUCACUGGCUUUCCUGGAAGUCCCAGCCGACGGCCGGCGGGAGAUAGCCCAUCUCUCCUGUGGAAUGGAUGGGGGCAGCCCCUGGGAGCCCCAGGCCAGCGUCGUCUAGCCUAACCGGCUGACCAGGGAUGCUGAAGACCCCCAGACCCAUUCUGAGGUGGCAGGAGCCAGCUCUGCAUCUGGGGGGGGGGGGGCCGUCCCAGCCAAGCUGGUUCAGGGUCAAGGUUCUCGGGCAGCCACUCUGGCCCGUGCCACUGUCCCCCAGGGUGGCCUGGCCCUUUAAAAGCUGGAGCUCAAGCUGUGUGCACGUGAGCGCCAGCGUGUGCUGUGGAAGGCCAGCCGGGAGGACACAUGAGGGGCCCAGGGGUGGGUGGCCGUGAGGAGCCGCCUCCCUGACCCAAGCAUCUCCUGCCUGGGGUGGUGGGUACGGCGCGGGAGGCUGGGGUCUCCUUGAUUCCCUGCCUCCCUCCAGGACCUAGCUGCCCGUGGUGGUAACCGGCUCCGUGGUGGUCCCUGAAGGUGGGGGCCCAGCACCAGCCCAAGCCCCACCCACACGCUGCCGCCUCAGCCACCCUCCCCCCCUAGCCCCCCUAGCCCUCCCUGUUGGCUUCUACUGUUGGUUGUGCCGUGCUGGGGGUUCAAUGGCUGAGAAACAGAUCAGCCUGCCCGCCAAGCUCAUCAAUGGUGGCAUUGCGGGCCUCAUCGGGGUCACCUGCGUGUUCCCCAUUGACCUGGCCAAGACGCGGCUGCAGAACCAGCAGAAUGGCCAGCGCAUGUAUGCCAGCAUGUCCGACUGCCUCAUCAAGACCAUUCGGUCCGAGGGCUACUUCGGGAUGUACCGGGGGGCCGCCGUGAACCUGACCUUGGUCACCCCCGAGAAGGCUAUCAAACUGGCAGCCAACGACUUCUUCCGAUACCAGCUGUCCAAGGACGGGCAGCCGCUGACCCUGCUUAAGGAGAUGCUGGCCGGCUGUGGGGCGGGCACGUGCCAGGUGAUUGUGACCACGCCCAUGGAGAUGCUGAAGAUCCAGCUGCAGGAUGCGGGGCGCAUUGCUGCUCAGAGGAAGAUCCUGGCUGCCCAGGCCCAGCUCUCGGCCCAGGGUGGCGUCCAGCCCUCCGUGGAGGCUCCGGCUGUGCCCCGGCCCACGGCUGUCCAGCUGACCCGGGACCUGCUGCGGAGCCACGGCAUCGCUGGCCUCUACAAGGGCCUGGGGGCCACGCUGCUGAGGGACGUCCCCUUCUCCAUCGUCUACUUCCCCCUCUUUGCCAACCUGAACCAGCUGGGGCGCCCGGCGGGCGAGGAGAAGUCGCCCUUCUACGUAUCCUUCCUGGCCGGCUGCGUGGCUGGCAGCACGGCCGCAGUGGCCGUCAACCCCUGUGAUGUGGUGAAGACGCGUCUGCAGUCACUGCAGCGUGGGGUGAAUGAAGACACCUACUCGGGAAUCGUGGACUGUGCCAGGAAGAUCUGGCAGCACGAGGGCCCGACGGCCUUCCUGAAGGGUGCCUACUGCCGUGCCCUGGUCAUCGCACCACUGUUUGGCAUUGCACAGGUGGUCUACUUCCUGGGCAUUGCGGAGUCCCUCCUGGGGCUGCUGCCGUCCCGCCAGGCCUGAGCCGGACCAUGCAGCGGCCAGCCCAGGCAGUACCCCCACCCUGGGGGCGAGUGGUGCAGGGUCCACGCGGGUGGCACUCCCACGCGCCUCGCCUGCCCAGGCAUAGGGACCAGCGUCCUAUUUAUGUAGAAAAAUGUGGAAAUCUUGACAUUCCUCCGGCCAGCCCUGCCCCAGUCCUGUCCGGUUCGCGGCCCCAGGGACAGAGCUGGUCUCUGCUGGGGCUCCCGCGGCCGGGGCUGCGCGGGGUGGCUCCGCCAAUCGGCUCUCAUCUCUGAGGUCCUCGUGGCCCUUCGGGGGACCGGCACAAUCCUAUUUAUUGAACCUGCUGCGCCCAUCCCUGUCCGUCUGUCCGUCCACCUUCCACCAGGACUCAGUCCAGCCCCCUCUUGGGCGGCCCUGGAGAAGAGAGGGAUGGCACGGCCACCCUGUGGGACCCUGACAUGUGAGGGGUGUGCCGCCCAGCCCUCCGCUGGCCAGGCCCCUUGGGAGCGCCAGGGCUGAGCCCGUGCGCUGGCUGCCCCAGCCCAGUCCAGAGAUGUCCCGUCCUGGCCCUCGCCCUGGGAGCGGGCAGGUGGGCGCCCUGCCUGUCGUGCCCCGUCCUGGGCCUCUGCCCGCCUCGUGGUUGUGCUGCUCAGUGUCCCCACGUGCUGGUGCUGUCGGCUGCCCCGGGACUGCCCCUGUCGCCACUCCUGCACCGUGGAAGCUGUGCUGCUGCUUAUAGAAGUCUAUUUUUUUUCCUUUGAAGAGUUUUAAGAAGUAACUUUUGUGUCUUGUCAUGUAAGAGGAUAAAUAAAUAUUCUACCUAG
Ochotona curzoniae (black-lipped pika) is the source of this 3171-nucleotide messenger RNA. RefSeq names its product solute carrier family 25 member 22 (gene SLC25A22). Lineage: Eukaryota; Metazoa; Chordata; Mammalia; Lagomorpha; Ochotonidae. The record is from RefSeq and is a predicted model, not a curated record. Bases 1394 to 2365 code for a protein of 323 amino acids. Gene Ontology annotation, biological process: L-glutamate transmembrane transport; aspartate transmembrane transport; malate-aspartate shuttle. The transcript is spliced from 9 exons. Gene Ontology annotation, molecular function: L-aspartate transmembrane transporter activity; L-glutamate transmembrane transporter activity.